CCGACCGGCGGGGAGCCGCUGUCACCUCUUUCUCCCGGCUCGGUUGUCGUUGGCCGCCGCCCCCGGAUUCCGGAGGUGAAGGCUGGGCUGGGGAACAUGGACGUGAACGUGGCGCCGCUCCGUGCCUGGGACGACUUCUUCCCCGGCUCUGACCGCUUUGCCCGCCCAGACUUCAGGGACAUCUCCAAAUGGAACAACCGCGUCGUGAGCAAUCUGCUCUAUUACCAGACCAACUACCUGGUGGUGGCUGCCAUGAUGAUUUCCGUCGUGGGGUUUCUGAGCCCCUUCAACAUGAUUCUUGGAGGAAUUGUGGUGGUGCUGGUGUUCACAGGGUUUGUGUGGGCAGCCCACAAUAAAGACAUCCUCCGCCGAAUGAAGAAGCAGUACCCCAUGACGUUCGUGAUGGCGGUCAUGUUGGCUAGCUACUUCCUCAUCUCCAUGUUUGGGGGAGUCAUGGUCUUCGUGUUUGGCAUCACUUUUCCUUUGUUGUUGAUGUUCAUCCAUGCAUCCCUGAGACUCCGGAACCUCAAAAACAAGCUGGAGAAUAAAAUGGAAGGAAUCGGUUUGAAGAGGACACCCAUGGGCAUUAUCUUGGAUGCCUUAGAACAGCAGGAAGAAAGCAUCAACAAGAUCACUGACUAUAUUAGCAAAGUAAAGGAAUAAAUGUAGUUUACCAGGCAAUAGGGCUGCAGGAGAAAUUGAGUUGCAGUCUGCCCUUACCCACACCUACUUUUCCUGUGUGUUUUGAAGUAGGAGGUGCACGUUUUACCACCCAACUAUCUAAGGCAGCACGCAUGUACAGGCCCAACUAUUAACAUCUGAUGAUAUAGAAAAAAGGCCUCAGAAACUGAAAGGAAACCAGCCUCCCCUUGUGCCUGAAGUUUCCAGUGUGUUUUUGAAAGAGAAUAAUGGAUUCUAUAGCAACCAUAUUGUUCUCCCCUGGGGGGGAAAAACGUCAUUGUAAACCAUCCGAGCAAUAUGAGUAAAUGCUGAAGUAUGAAGCUUA
This is a messenger RNA of Dipodomys spectabilis (banner-tailed kangaroo rat), 1006 nucleotides long. It is a transcript of the gene Arl6ip5, whose product is annotated as ADP ribosylation factor like GTPase 6 interacting protein 5. Gene Ontology annotation, biological process: negative regulation of transport. The record is from RefSeq and is a predicted model, not a curated record. The transcript is spliced from 3 exons. Lineage: Eukaryota; Metazoa; Chordata; Mammalia; Rodentia; Heteromyidae. The coding region runs from base 97 to 663 and encodes 188 amino acids. Gene Ontology annotation, cellular component: membrane.